UUCAGCAAGCAGCAGUGGAGCUGCAGCUGGUUGUGCUGCGUGUGUUUCUGUGCCUUAUCGACAUAUGAAGAACUUAAACAGGUAUUAAGUGAAGCGACUUAACAGUUUCUCCAGAUGAUAUGACUUACAGAAGUUACGUUUUUUUUAUUUGUUUGUUUUAUGGUUGUCGUUUCAUCUGCUGGAAAUGUUAGCUGAGCUACUCGAGCUAGCUAGCAUGCUACAGCGACUUCUUCCAGAGAAAGAAGAGGAUACUUUAUCUAUUUACCUAUAUCCUGAUGGCUUCAAUUUCUGCAGUUCAGAAAGAAAUAUGGCGUGAAGGUGACAGCUGUCUGGCUCCUGACCCGAGAGAUGGCACCUUGCGAGAAACCACCAUUCAGAGACUCACCACCUCUGAUGAUCAUGAUGCCAUGGCAUGGGUGAUAUUCACUGACCACAAAGCUGGAGAAGAGGAGGAAGCUGUACCUGUCUCGAAACUGAUGAGACCAGGCUUGAAUCAUGACACCCAGGAGAAACCUGUGUUUCCAGGCAGCAUCACAGACCCUAGGCUAUGUGUCCCCUUAGAGCUGAAUGAUUUUAAUGGAGACAGAGUCCCCUAUACCAUCAACAGAUAUCUGAGGGAUUACCAGAGAGAAGGUAUCAGGUUCAUUUACAACAGCUACAUGCGUUCCAGGGGUUGUAUCCUGGGGGAUGACAUGGGCCUGGGAAAAACUGUACAGGUCAUUGGUUUCCUUGCUGCUGUGCUGCACAAAACAGGCACAUGGGAGGACAUCAGAAACAACAGGCCUCAGUUUCUCCAGAGUCAGACGCCCUCCAAGCAAAGUAAACCCAACAAAGUGUUCCUCAUUGUGGCCCCGCUGUCAGUGCUUUAUAACUGGAAAGAUGAACUGGACACAUGGGGUCACUUCCAGUGUGUGGUGGUCCAUGGGCUCAGGAAAGAGGAGGAGCUAGCACGCAUCAAGAAGGGACGCGUUGAGAUUGCGCUCACUACCUAUGAGACUCUGCGCCUUUGUCUGGAUCAGUUUAACAACAUAGACUGGUCUGCUGUGGUUGUGGAUGAGGCUCACAAGAUAAAAAAUCCAAACUCUCAGAUCACUCAGGCCAUGAAGGGUCUGAAAUGCGAGGUCAGAAUUGGCCUCACUGGAACUAUUUUACAAAACAACCUUGAGGAGCUCUGGUGUGUCAUGGACUGGGCCAUACCUCGUUGCCUUGGCAGCUCAGGACACUUCAAGAGCAAGUUUUCAGAUCCAAUUGAGCAAGGGCAGAGGCACAGUGCAACCAAACGCGCCCUAGCUACAGGGAGGAAGACUGUCAGAGCCCUGGUGAGGAAGAUUUCCCACUGGUUCCUCAGAAGAACUAAAUGUCUUAUCAAAGAACAAUUACCUAAGAAGGAUGACAGGGUGGUGUAUUGCUCUUUGACAGACUUUCAACAGAGUGUGUAUCAGACAGUGUUGGAUACUGAGGAUGUGAGGCUACUUCUGAGGUCUUCAGAGAAAUGUGACUGUCAAAGCGGACGUACCCGCAGAGCCUGCUGCUAUAAAACAAACUCAGAAGGUGUGAAAAUGAAGGCGCUGUACUUCAGUUACUUGACCAUAUUGAGGAAGGUUGCCAAUCAUGUAGCACUGCUUCAGUCUACUGCAGGCACCAGCACGAAACAGGAGAAGUAUGUGGGUGGCAUUUGUGCGAAAGUAUUCCAGACGUUUCCAGACUUUGUGCAGAGAUGCAAAGAGGAAGCAUUUGAAGCCUUGUCAGACCCGAAGUACAGUGGAAAGAUGAAGGUUUUGCAGAAGCUCCUCAAAUGUUAUCUGCAAAAGAGAGAUAAAGUGCUUCUUUUUUCUCUCUCAACCAAGUUGUUAGAUGUGGUGGAGAGCUACUGCAUGGCAGAGGGGUUGGACUACAGCAGGUUGGAUGGAACCACAAAAGCCAAAGACAGAGUCCGUAUUGUGAAAGAGUUCAACUGUUCAUCUCACGCGAACCUCUGCCUGGUUUCCACCAUGGCAGGUGGUCUUGGCCUUAACUUUGUAGGAGCCAAUGUGGUAGUGCUAUUUGACCCCACAUGGAACCCAGCCAGCGACCUCCAAGCUAUUGACAGGGCGUAUCGUAUUGGCCAGUGCAGGGAUGUGACUGUUCUUAGACUGAUCUCACUGGGGACUGUAGAGGAGGUUAUCUACCUCAGACAAGUUUACAAACAGCAACUGCAGAGCUCAGUUGUGGGCAAGGAGAGCGCACGGCGGUACUUUGAGGCAGUGCAGGGGCAUGGUGUCUAUAAGGGGGAGCUGUUUGGGAUCCGUAACCUCUUCAGACUGCAGACCCAGGGGACAUGCCUCACCCGCAAGAUACUUGAACGAGAAGGACAAGUGGAGGCUGGUUUAAUGAUAACCAGCACGCACGCAGACGAAGCGAAGGAGGAGGCGACAAAGGGAGUUAGUGAAUCUGGAGAUUCUCCACCUGGACACGGCCCUGUGCCGAGUGAUGAACCAGCAAAGGAGAACAUGCAUGUAUCAAAGAUCCCCAGAGGAGUGCUGGAUUUCAGCAGUGGGAGUGAAGAAGAGGAAGACAAGCUGGGACUUAAGAAGAGGAUGUCACACCCCAGUGAAGUGGAUGGCAACAAGGGUGGAAAUGCUGCCACUGGUUCUGGUCGAUUGAGUCUCCUCCAGCACGGUUUCUCCAAACUCCUCGAAAGGAUCAAUGGAAAACCAGAGUUAGGAGAAGAGAACAGUAGUCCAGGUCUUGAUGAAAGCCUCUCUGAGGAAGAUGCUGACGAUCAAAAGAGGGAGGGUGCCUCUUCUGGCAUCUGCAAGAGCUCCACAACAGGAAACAGUGCAGUAUGUUUCCCUAAAUUGGAAACAAAAGCCUGGGACAUAUUCAGAAGUUCAGACAGAGAAGACAGGGACGAUGAAGAUGGGGGGAGAAAACGGAGUGAUGGUGCUGUAAGAAAAGGACUGGGGCUGAAAGGGCAGACAAAUAAGCAAAUUACAGUGGAUGAGGAGAGUGAUGAAAAUUCCUCAACAGAGAACAAGAAGCCUAACAAGCUCAACACUACAAUUCCAAAAGCAGACCUGUUCCAGGGUUACUCAGAUGAAUCUGAGGAUUUUGACAUUGAAGCAGUGACGAGGCACAAGAGGGACAGUUUAGAUUCACGCAGUAAAGGAGGAGGCAAAGGGAGAGGAAGGCUAUACCUCAACAGAAAGAGGCAAAACAGAAGUGUCAGGGACAGGGCAGGAUGCAGAUACUCAGAAGACAUUGAGACCUUUGCAUCUUCAGAAGAUGAAUACAUACCUGUUAAGAAAGGGAGAUCCAUUGGAUGUCCCUUCACGUCUCCACAGACUGAAGGAUCCAGAGUUGAGCAUUCAAAAGAUGGACAAAGAGCUGCCACAACUGAUAGGACAGAGAGACGAGCAGGAAUGUCCAAAGCUGUUUCAUUUACAAGUCUGAAAGGACAGACAUCACCGGCAUCUGAAAAAAAGGAUGGAACUAUCGACAGUGUGCUAGGGGGCAUACAAGAGGUGAUGUAUACCCACUCUAACCAGCGCGUGGUGGGCGGGAGUAAAGCAGAGGAGCUGAUCAGUAGAGCUGCUGUGCGAGAUGUGUUUGAACGCAAGGUGUACUCUCAGCUCCCGGCCAAUCACGUUCUAGAUGACUUAGAGAGCAUGUCAGCGAGUUCACCAGACAGCCAGCCUUGCUCUUCUGCUGUCAGAAUAGAGAAGCCCAGCGUGGACCAUCCAGUCAACUUUUCCAAUAAGACUGUGCACCACACCAGGCACACCACCUUCAUCAUUGGAGAGACUCCCCAGGCCAUACGCAGACAGCAGCUGGAGGAAAUGGCAGACAAAUUCAAAUUUACCUCAGUCCAUCAUUUUGCAGUGGAGAUUUUGAGAAGAAACUCAACCGAGAGACUGACCUGGCUCCAACAGUAUUACACUUCAUUGAACCACCCUGACCUGGCAAAGACAGUCACAGACAACAUCCCACAACCUGAUUCUGCACACACCUCCUCCUCCUCAACAUCCACCAAAACAGCUGCCACAAAAUCUCACACAGAUACCAGAACCCCACAAAAUGAUGUUCUGAAAGCCAAGAAAAAGCUUAAAUACACUCAGAAGAAUCCUGAGCCUAAACUUAAGGCAGAAACCCCUCAAAACAAUGUUUUUGUGUCACGAAAAUAUCCUGGAGACCCCCACAUUCAUGUUCAAGAACCCCAGAAAAAGCAAAAGAUCCCACGAAAGAAUCUUCCAGACCCUCUAAAUGAUGGUCCAAACCUCCAGUCAGAGGAUGAGACCAUUUGCAGUACCAGAGGACAUAAAGAAGACACAAAGAAGGGUAGUAUUUCUAGUUCUGGAGCCUUUAGAGCUGGUGGUGGUCUUGGCUUGGAUCAGGCCAGCACCAGUGGUUUGGGAUCUGGGGAGUCUGCUGCUUUCCUGAACCGCACUAACAGAGAUACCCCUUCUUCUCUGGACUUCAGCCAUGGCAGGUCCACCAUGUUAUCCAAACCCGCAGCACAGGGAAGGGAGCAAGAGCAAAAACUGUCUUCCAGGACCAGUGAAUCUUGUCAAGGCCAGAGAGCAAAUGCUCAGACCCCUUCCCCUGCUGAGCACGCCAACUCCAGUUGCCAGUCCUUCCUAACAGAUCUGAUAGGAGACACAUCAAUCCUUGAUGAUUUGUUAAAACCCAAACCCAGGAGUGGGACACCAAAAACAGCCCCUGCAUUCUCCUGUGCAUCAGUAAGUACAUGUCUCACCACAGCCUCUCCAUCCAGAAAUGUUCUCAGCACUGAUUCUGGUUCAGCAGACCUCAUAAUGUCUGUGUCACCUCUAAAGUCAAACACACUAAACAAACAGCAAGCGUCAUCAAAGGGCAUUCGCAAGGACUUCUGGGACAUCCUGAAUGAGGGUAAUGAGGAGAGCAUCAACAGGUUAACAGACCCAGCAGAGGUGCAGAGGGUUUGCAUCAAAACUAACUUUGUAGCUAGAAGUGGGUCUGUAGAAGAAGAGAGCAAGAGUCUCUGGAAGACUAAUGAAAAGUUCCUGUGGAAAAAAUAGCUUAUUUUAUGCUUUUGUACUUUUUACUUUUGUAGUUCUAAUGAUCAAUUUACAAAACAUAUUUUCCUUUUAAAAUGAAAUUAUUAUCCAUGUAAAAAUGUCUUUUAUUUACUUAGUUAUUUGAAAAUGUUCAGUGUUCAUUUUUUUUUUAUUGAUGUUGAAUGUUACUUGAAUAAACAGAGUGUUAAUCACUAUGUGAAACCUGGAUAUAUUGCAGAUAUACAUAUAGAUAUAUACAACAGAUUCUCCCAUUUGCGAAUAUGGUGCCACCGAACACUUGGCAUGUUUGCUAAGAAAAUGACUUCAACUGUGAUGCAAAUGUUGUAUAAAAUAAACUGAAAUCACAACUCAGUGUUAAGUGGAUGACAGAGAAAACACUACCCGCUGCAGGCCUUAGCCAUUAUUGUUACCUGAUACCACGGCUGCUGUCUGGAGGACUGUUGGUGGUCGUGCAGAAAUAUCAUUGAAAACUCUGUUGGCUGUUAUAUCUCAUUCACUGUACAACUCACUAUGUCCUACUGAGCAUGAGAAUGUGUAUAUCAGGUUACCUUGCACGGUAUUCUGCACUGUAAUCUGAUCUGAAUCUGUGGCUCGGCUCAUUUGUGCCUCAAAUGCUCUUCAGAGUAGAAGCUGCUGUGCUUUUAUUGAAAUAAUAAUAAGCAGCUGAAGACUUAAGAUGGUUUUCACACCUCUUCAUCUGUCCUCUCACAUUUUUAGUGAAAGUGUCUUUUAUGGUGACAAUCAUUUGUACUACUCAACAACAAGAGAAAAAAAAGGUUAAUCACAUAUCAAUCUCAGGACUUAGAAAUAACGUGAACACAAGGUAAGCUCGGUGUGUGCGUAUGUGCGUAAGCGCGAAUGCAUGUGCUGAACCUCACAGCUGUGUCUGACCUCUUUCAGCUGUUGCGGUGAGCUGUCGCAGAGCUGUUCUGUGUAAGUCUUGUGUUUUGUGCAGCAGAAAUGAGAAAGUGCUGAUAACUAUCAAUAAACAAGAGAAAGGACUACGUGCCUCAACAGAACAUGAAGCUUGGUAAAUAGUAUGUGUGUGUGCAUGUAGACCUUCUGGGUGGUAGAUCAGGACUAUCUUCGCAUACUGGGGCCACACAUCUGUCACACCUGUUCAAAUCAUAAACUGAGGAGAAUAAAAAGCCCUUUUUUCCUG
Molecule: messenger RNA, 6198 nt
Organism: Scatophagus argus
Lineage: Eukaryota; Metazoa; Chordata; Actinopteri; Scatophagidae
Gene: ercc6l2
Product: excision repair cross-complementation group 6-like 2
Exons: 20
Coding region: 276-5036 (1586 amino acids)
Molecular function (GO): ATP-dependent chromatin remodeler activity; ATP binding
Source: RefSeq, a predicted model, not a curated record